Messenger RNA from Polyodon spathula (Mississippi paddlefish), 1956 nucleotides. It is a transcript of the gene foxi2, whose product is annotated as forkhead box I2. Gene Ontology annotation, biological process: anatomical structure morphogenesis; cell differentiation; regulation of transcription by RNA polymerase II. The transcript is spliced from 2 exons. The record is from RefSeq and is a predicted model, not a curated record. Gene Ontology annotation, molecular function: DNA-binding transcription factor activity, RNA polymerase II-specific; RNA polymerase II cis-regulatory region sequence-specific DNA binding. Lineage: Eukaryota; Metazoa; Chordata; Actinopteri; Acipenseriformes; Polyodontidae. The coding region runs from base 58 to 1203 and encodes 381 amino acids.
CUGAACACCUUGAGAGAAAAAAAAAAUAGAGUUUUAAAGUGGGUGCCUGUGGAGAUUAUGAACUCCAUUGAUUCGCAAGCCCAGCAGAGUUCUCCAAUACCAACCCCACACCAACCCCACCCCAAAAGCGCACAGGAAGCUCCAGAGAUGGCUGUGUAUUGUGACAACUUUAGCAUGUACCACCAGCAGAACCUCCACACCUCGCAGCGACCGACGAACUAUGGACUCGGGGACUAUGCUCCGUCAAGCAACCCCUACCUCUGGCUCAACGGACACGGUGUGAACAGCUCCUCUUCAUACUUACACGGGAAUAAUUCAGCUUCCUUCAUGCCCCCUUCCUACGGAUCUCAGAGGCAGUUUCUGCCCAAUUCUGCCGGCUUAGGAGGGGCUGACCUGGGCUGGCUUUCCAUAGCUAGCCAGGAGGAGCUCCUGAAGCUUGUGAGACCUCCGUACUCGUAUUCUGCGCUCAUAGCCAUGGCGAUCCAGAACGCGCCGGAGAAGAAACUGACUUUGAGCCAAAUCUAUCAGUACGUGGCAGAAAACUUCCCGUUCUACAAGAAGAGCAAAGCAGGGUGGCAAAAUUCCAUCAGACAUAACCUGUCUCUGAACGACUGCUUUAAAAAGGUGCCCAGAGACGAGGACGAUCCGGGAAAGGGCAACUACUGGACCCUGGACCCAAACUGUGAAAAAAUGUUUGACAAUGGCAAUUUCCGUAGAAAGAGAAAGCGCAGGUCGGACACCAGCAACGGGAUCAAUGGCAUAUCCAAACCAGAGGAAGUACGCCCCAACCCGGCGUUAAAAUCUGCAGAAAGCCCGCCGGUAAUGGAGCCUUCCUCCCCAGAGCUGGAACCCGCCACGGAGGAUCAUAAAAGUUCCCCCACUCUGGGAAUGAACUCCAGCCCUUGCUUCAAUAACUUCUUCAGCAGCAUGAGUGCCAUAGGCACGGGGCCUGUAAACAGACAGGUGUCGCUGGGGAUCAUGAACGAGCUUUCUCAGCGUAACAUCUCCGGACUGAACUCGUACUCCUCUAAUGGUUCACACGAGAGUGGCAGCAGUACGGACCUUACAGACAGUCUGCACCUCAACCGAACGGGUUACUACAACUCCUUCGCUGGAAAUCAGACGAACCAAUUCAACGGCCAUUUCUACAACAGUUUUAGCGUGAACAGUUUAAUAUACCCCAGAGAAGGGACUGAGGUGUAGAGACAAAAAAAAAAAAAAAAAAAAAAAAAAAAAAACAUUCUUUUGUAAAGCCCUGUAUUAGAAAAGCCUCAGUGGAAAGAACCUAAAACCAUUGGUGUUGGGUCGUUUUCAUCAUCAGCCAAAACUUCCCUGCUUGUUAAAUAUUAAAUGCAUAUAGCACGAAGCAUCAUAUUAAGUAUAGCCACGUACUUAAUACAAAUCUGCUUGUGUCGUCUACUUUUUUAGUGGCACUGUACACCUAGUUGAUGUUAUGUAAUCUAAAACCCCAUAACCAAGACACUUACUGGUUUCUUUUGCACUGAACAAUCACUGUGUUCUUUAGGAUAUAGUAAGUAUUUACUGAACUAAGAGAAGAUGCUGUAAUGGAUAUAUGGCUGCAUCCAGCAGGCUAUGUCGUACUGUACUUGAAAAACAUUUACACAGACGAGCGAGAUUAAUGUCUCUUGCAAUGCAUCGAUCAAGGAGUAGUGUUACUUAUUUGAAGGUUAUUUUAAGAUGAUGAGCAUAUUUCUCGUCUUAUAUAUUGUCUCUAUGUUUUAUAUACAAAACAGCAAUAAGAACAAGUACAUUUUACAAAAGAAACUGACGAAGGAAAACAACUUUUAAUUGUUUUCCAACUUUUAGAAAUUAUUUUUCGUAAAUGAAAACUUUUUCCUAUUGACUUCAAAUACGUUAGUUGCUAUUCAUGUAAAUAUAUAUUUGUAUUUCUAUAUUUUUGUAAAUUAUGCCAUUCAAAUUGUACUUAUUUAUAAG